Molecule: messenger RNA, 2372 nt
Organism: Pectinophora gossypiella (pink bollworm)
Lineage: Eukaryota; Metazoa; Arthropoda; Insecta; Lepidoptera; Gelechiidae
Product: zinc finger C4H2 domain-containing protein
Exons: 5
Coding region: 97-771 (224 amino acids)
Biological process (GO): positive regulation of neuron differentiation
Cellular component (GO): nucleus
Source: RefSeq, a predicted model, not a curated record
GAUAGUGGAGGGCUCUUUCUUUUCGCUUUGUGAAUUUUGGUUUGUUUCAAUAUUUUGAUUCUAGAUUAUUAAUUUUCAUAAGGAGUUAAAUAAGAAAUGACUGCUGAAAACGAACGCGAAAUAUAUCACAAAUUAGAAGCCAUGAAGGAGAUCAGGAACAAGACGAUAACCCUGGAGCGUCUGAAGCGCAGCAUCAUGAACGAGGUGCGCAGCGGUGACCAGGAGAGCCGCUGCCUGGCGCAGUACAAGCGCGAGAUGGAGCUGCUGCAGCAGGAGAAGAUGAGUCACGUCGAGGAGCUGCGCCAAAUACACGCAGACAUCAACGCGAUGGAGCAGGUGAUAAAACAGACAGAGGAGAGCAUGACGCGCAAGCUGUCGACGGCGUCGCGGCUGCACGAGGACUACCGGCCGCUGAAGGCCGAGGUGGACCUGCUGCGGCGGCAGUGCCUCGGCCUCGACCGCCUGCCCGACCUGCACGAGGAGGAGGGCAGCCCUAUCACACCUGAUCGCUUCCCGCCGCUGUCGGCGGCGCCGGCGCGGGCGGUGCCGUCGUUCCUGGCGCCGCCGCCGCCGCGCAAGCCGCCGCCGCCGCCGCCCGCAUUCAGGUCUGCCCUCGACCAAGAUUUCAUUACCGUCUCGCUGAGGCAGCAGCCGCCGCCCAUGAAGUCCUGCCUGUCGUGCCACCAGCAGAUCCACCGCAACGCACCCAUCUGCCCGCUCUGCAAGGCCAAGAGCCGCUCAAGGAACCCCAAGAAACCCAAGAAGAAAUAGCUCCACCAAUGAACAGCCUCUAUACACGCAGGUACUCGUCACACAACCUACUGACCAGUGUUUGCAACUUACACUUAACAUGUUCCACAGAACGUCUACAGGUGACGUCAUGAAAGUCUAAUGACCCCUGAAGCAUGUUAAAAAUAAUUAUCAAAGAUUCAUUUAUUAAUAAGAGGAUAUUUUUUUUAUUCUAUGAUAAUUCGUAAGGUGUUAUGGACCUGGAAGAGUAGAAAUGAAAAGAAAUUUGACAGCAUUGUAUCUUAAAAAGUACUCAAUUAAAUCUAAUGCUAUACUAUAUACUAUUCUUUUUAAUUCACUUCAAUAUCAAUGUUAAAGGAAUAUAAAUCCUUACGUUUAAUAAUGAGUUAUAUGUAUAGGAGUAUGUCAAAGCACUUUGUUUUAUUUCAACAUUAUUUUUAACUUAUCUACAGAAGUACAUAUAUUAUGUGUAAUAUUUUGGAUAAUCUGGCAUUAUUGAAGAAGCAUUAUUGUCAUACUCAAAAAUCCAUACUUAAUUCAUGAUUUACAUUGGUUUAACAGAAAGCCCGUUGAGGUGUGGGUUCUGAGUUCAUCUUGCGGUGGAUGUACCUCUGACUACCCCAUUUGGGAUAUAGUAGUGAGCUUAUGUUAUGUUAAUUCAUGAUGAAACGUUAUGCAACAUAUCUGUUGACUGUAAUGAUAACGUAAGCCAAAUAAUGUAAUUGACUGGUAGUUAAUUACUUUGUAAAUACUCUGACUCGUGUCUGUGGCGACGUGUCACAAUUAUUGUAGAUAUUGUACAUAAACUGUGAUGUUUAGCGUAACCUAGUUGUAAGCAAAGUAACACUCGAAUAUAUUGGACUCAAUCCCCUAGAGUUACGAAUGUGUGUUGAUACGUAAGUAAAUCAUAAUGGUGGUAACAAAGGCUACUAUUUACCUACUUAAACAAGUAUGUCGUCAUUACGUGGUGUAACGAUCUAACCUAACACAGUAACUGGACUGCUUUUCCCUUCGGAUUAGAAGCCCAGAUUGCCAGCCGCUUCUGUAAAAAAAGGAACUUUAGAACGGUAACUCUCUGCCCCGCACCAAUUGGUAUCGGGCGCUGACUUCACCUCCUCUAGAGUCUUUAGUGUUAAAUGGCCGUAAGCCGCUAACGAGUAAGGGGGUGAGCGCGGACUGUCUAUCUCGCUCGUACUUACACAUUGGUAAGAAAUAUUUGUAUGGUGUGUCUGGAGUUCCUUCAGGUGAAACAAGGUUAAACGCUAUGAGAUGACGUUGGUUGUAAAGUUCUUUCUUUAAGACAGGGUAUCUUUUGCUGUUAUUACGAGAGUCUAUAAGUGUCGACUUUUUUUUAUUAAAUAUUCUUUUGUGGAAAUAUUUGAUGUUUAAUAACAAGAUUAUCUGAAAACAGCAAGCGAUUCUUGAGUCUUGGCAGUGCUUCCUUUUAUUUGUGUGGGUGAUCUCAGUAUUAAUAGUUAAUUAUUUUUUCUACGUUUAUUUGUGUAAUAGAAGAUAAUGUAUAAUAUAAGCAUAUCUAACGGCGGUAAGUUAUGACGUUGUAAAUAAUAAGCCGACAUGAUUGUGAAUAGAUUGUUUUUACAAUAUACGACUCUCUAUGUCAA